Molecule: messenger RNA, 3107 nt
Organism: Carlito syrichta (Philippine tarsier)
Lineage: Eukaryota; Metazoa; Chordata; Mammalia; Primates; Tarsiidae
Gene: PLA2G6
Product: phospholipase A2 group VI
Exons: 16
Coding region: 241-2499 (752 amino acids)
Biological process (GO): cardiolipin acyl-chain remodeling; positive regulation of ceramide biosynthetic process
Cellular component (GO): mitochondrion
Molecular function (GO): protein binding
Source: RefSeq, a predicted model, not a curated record
AGUUACAAAAGAUGGCGGAGCCCCGUCCCCCGCCUGUCCUCGCGCGCAGCACUCGCGGCGCGGGGGCGGGGUCGUAGCGGCGGCCUGGAGCACGGGAUCCAUUGAUUGGUGGAGAGCGGUGGCCGAGCCGUCACGUGGCCCUGGGCGCGUUUGUUUGCGGAAGUAGGAGGAAGUAGAAGUGCUGAGUAAGCCGAGACUGAAAAGGAAGGCGGUGGGGCCUCCCCACCUGCCCCACAGAAGAUGCAGUUCUUCGGCCGCCUAGUCAAUACCCUCAGUAGCGUCAGCAACUUGUUCUCUAACCCGUUCCGGGUGAAGGAGGUGGCCGUGGCCGACUACACCUUGAGUGACCGGGUUCGGGAGGAAGGGCAGCUGAUUCUGUUCCGCAACACUCCUAACCGCACCUGGGACUGCGUCCUGGUCAACCCCAGGAACUCACAGAGUGGAUUCCGACUCUUCCAGCUGGAGUCGGAGGCUGACGCCCUGGUGAACUUUCAGCAGUAUUCUUCCCAGUUGCCGCCCUUCUACGAGAGCUCCCUCCAGGUCCUGCACACCGAGAUCUUGCAGCAGCUGACUGACCUAAUCCGCAACCACCCCAGCUGGUCGGUGACCCACCUGGCCGUGGAGCUGGGCAUCCGCGAGUGUUUCCACCACAGCCGUGUCAUCAGCUGCGCCAAUAGCACAGAGAAUGAGGAGGGCUGCACUCCCCUGCACCUGGCUUGCCGCAAGGGUGAUGGGGAGAUACUGGUGGAGCUGGUGCAGUACUGCCACGCCCAGAUGGACGUCACUGACAACAAGGGAGAGACCGCCUUCCAUUAUGCUGUACAGGGUGACAAUUCCCAGGUGCUGCAGCUCCUAGGAAAGAACGCAUCUGCAGGCCUGAACCAGGUGAAUAACCAGGGACUGACUCCACUGCACCUGGCCUGCCAGCUGGGGAAGCAGGAGAUGGUGCGUGUGCUGCUGCUAUGCAAUGCUCGCUGCAACAUUAUGGGGCCUGGCGGCUACCCCAUCCACUCGGCCAUGAAGUUCUCCCAGAAGGGGUGCGCUGAAAUGAUUAUAAGCAUGGACAGCAACCAGAUCCACAGCAAAGACCCUCGCUACGGGGCCAGCCCUCUCCACUGGGCCAAGAAUGCAGAGAUGGCCCGCAUGCUGCUGAAACGGGGCUGCGAUGUGAACAGCACCAGCUCCACUGGGAACACAGCCCUGCACGUGGCAGUGAUGCGCAACCGUUUCGACUGUGUCAUGGCGCUGCUGACCUACGGCGCCAACGCCGAAGCCCGCGGCGAGCACGGCAACACCCCGCUGCACCUGGCCAUGUCGAAAGACAACGUGGAGAUGGUCAAGGCCCUCAUUGUGUUCGGGGCAGAGGUGGACGCCCCGAAUGACUUUGGGGAGACUCCUACAUCCUUAGCCUCCAAGAUCAGCAAACCGUUGCAGGACCUCGUGCAUAUCUCCCGUGCCCGGAAGCCAGCAUUCAUCCUGAGCUCCAUGAGGAACGAGACACGCACCUAUGACCACCUGCUCUGCCUGGACGGAGGGGGUGUGAAAGGCCUCGUCAUCAUUCAGCUCCUCAUCGCCAUCGAGAAGGCCUCGGGCGUGGCCACCAAGGACCUCUUUGACUGGGUGGCGGGGACCAGCACCGGGGGCAUCCUGGCCCUGGCCAUUCUGCACAGUAAAUCCAUGGCCUACAUGCGUGGCGUGUACUUCCGCAUGAAGGACGAGGUGUUCCGGGGCUCGAGGCCCUAUGAGUCGGGGCCCCUGGAGGAGUUCCUGAAGCGAGAGUUUGGGGAGCACACCAAGAUGACAGACGUCAAGAAACCGAAGGUGAUGCUGACGGGGACACUGUCUGACCGGCAGCCAGCUGAACUCCACCUCUUCCGGAAUUAUGAUGCUCCGGAGACAGUACGGGAACCUCGAUUCAACCAGAAUAUUAACCUGAAGCCUCUGACUCAGCCUUCAGACCAGCUGGUGUGGCGGGCAGCCCGAAGCAGUGGGGCAGCCCCCACCUACUUCCGACCCAACGGGCGCUUCCUGGAUGGCGGGCUGCUGGCCAACAACCCCACACUGGACGCCAUGACCGAAAUCCACGAGUACAACCAGGACAUGAUCCGCAAGGGCCAGGGUGACAAGGUGAAGAAACUCUCCAUCGUUGUCUCUCUGGGCACAGGGAAGUCCCCACAGGUGCCUGUGACCUGUGUGGAUGUGUUCCGACCCAGCAACCCCUGGGAACUAGCCAAGACUGUUUUUGGGGCCAAGGAACUGGGCAAGAUGGUGGUGGACUGUUGCACGGAUCCGGACGGGCGGGCUGUGGACCGUGCCCGGGCCUGGUGUGAGAUGGUCGACAUCCAGUACUUCAGAUUGAACCCCCAGCUGGGGACAGACAUCAUGCUGGACGAGGUCAGCGACACAGUACUGGUCAAUGCCCUCUGGGAGACCGAGGUCUACAUCUACGAGCACCGGGAGGAGUUCCGGAAGCUCAUCCAGCUGCUGCUCUCGCCAUGAAGAAGCCCCUGCCUGUUCUGCCCUGUUCACCCAGCCCCUGCUGGGGAGACCGGGCGAGGCCCAGCCACUGUCCUGCAGGCAUAUUUAAGGCCCAGGCAGCUCUGCCUCCAGAGACUGGGACUUGGAGGCCGCCAAACUCCCUGCCUUAGGCUGGUCCUCUCAGCCUGACCCCGCCUUCCAGCACUUUCUUCAUUCCAGGCUUGAAAAGUCUAGAGCCCCCCUCAGCCCGUCUCCCUAACUAUAAAGGACAACUGACUCGUCCUGUCAGCUCAGACACUAAGGGUGCCCCGGCACCCCAGCCCUGGCCUCCCAGUGUCCAUGGUGGGUGUAGCCUGUCCCUUCUACCCUCUACCCUGUUCCCUGGGGACGAGGCCAGAGAAAAGGGGUGUCCUCCACCCCAUCAGCAGGGAAAACCCGGGCUCCGAGAGCAGGAAGCAGGCUUGACUUUGCCCCUCACACUGGCCCAGCACCCCACCCCUCGCAGCCACCUGCCCGAGGACUCUCCUCCGCUCUCAAAGGUCAUUCCUAGGAAUUGAGUUAUUCUUCCAGGAGUGGGGUGGGGCUCCAGGGACUGCCCCAAGACUGUGAAAUAAACGGUUUGGAUUCAA